GUCAAAUGUAGCAUGGAUGCUAAUAGCUACAAACACAAGAAGAAGCCCACAGCGACGAACACAUCCGCUUGCAGUGCGCCGGUGUUAUAAUGUGACACCGUGAGGUGUUUUAAAAUGCUGGACGCCCUCUGACAGCCUCCACUACGGUCCACAGCUACACAGUUCAAUCAGAGGAGGAAGGGAUGCCGCCUUUGGUUGCAGUUGAGUUGAUCCAGACACCAGUGCAGCUCUAUCGAUAUCUCCUCAGAUGCUGCAGGCAGUUACCAACCACAGCAAUGCAGCAGCAUUACCGACACGCCAUAAAACAGGGUUACAAAAGUCACUCUGAUGAAGAUGACCCAGAGAGGAUACAAAUGAUCAUCCAAAGAGCUAUUGCAGACGCAGACUGGAUUCUUGAUAAAUAUACCAAGAAGAAGUGAGGUCCAUGAACCAUGAACACGUCGUCAGCAGUUGAAUCUUGCAGUGCUGCAGCUGACAUGAGUCGAAGUGGUCGAUGUGCUGUUUGUGUGUUUUGUCAUCAGUUGUUUGUUAGUGAUGUGAAGCCUGCGAGUGAACACCCACGAUGAAGCAAUAUCUGAUGAGAGCUCACGAGUCAUAUUCUGUUACCAUACUAUAUGAUAUAUAAAAAGACUACUGGAUUCACUAUAAUGUUAAUAAGUGUAAAUAGUUUUCUUUGACAGAAAUGAGUUGACAUGUAUUGUUUUUGUUUUCCAUAAAUUCAUUCUCAAAAAUGA
Molecule: messenger RNA, 734 nt
Organism: Acanthopagrus latus (yellowfin seabream)
Lineage: Eukaryota; Metazoa; Chordata; Actinopteri; Spariformes; Sparidae
Gene: lyrm9
Product: LYR motif containing 9
Exons: 4
Coding region: 183-419 (78 amino acids)
Source: RefSeq, a predicted model, not a curated record